Molecule: messenger RNA, 681 nt
Organism: Lactuca saligna
Lineage: Eukaryota; Viridiplantae; Streptophyta; Magnoliopsida; Asterales; Asteraceae
Source: the annotation of a GenBank genome assembly
AUGGAGCAUCUUGUUAUUCACUUGGCUCGAGAAGCUAUGCUUGGUGGUCCGGUUCAAUAUAGGUGGAUGUAUCUUUAUGAACGGAAGUUGGGAUCAAUGAAAAGAAAGAUAAAAAACCAUGCAAAGGUUGAGGGGUCCAUUGUUGAGGCUUACAUGAUUGGAGAGAUAUCGACUUUUUGCUCACAAUACUUUCUUCCUACAAUUGAAACACGGUUGAAUCAUGAGUUGCUUAAUUUUGCUCCAGACAUUCCUUGUUAUAUCAUGGUCGACUCUCGAUUAAGCAUUUUCAAAGUUCCAUCUCGAAGAUUAUUCAAAAAAAGUGGUCAACAGAGGCCUUUGACAGAUGAUGAGAUGCGUAUUGCUCAUAAUUACAUCUUGAUCAAUUGUGUUGGGGCUCUACCUUUUUUAAGGCUAAGAAAUGAAGAUCCAUUUAUCCUAGCGUCACAAGCAAAACAAGUGUAUUAUGCACCAUAUCCUGCAAUGAAGGAUUUGAAAGGUUGGUGGGUUGUCGUCAAGACGAAACCAAGGGAUGUAUAUGAUCUACGACAAUGUGUUACUGAAGAAGAUGAUGAUGAGGAUGAAGAGGACCAAUUCUUUCAAGAAAGUAAAGCGACUUUACCUUCUACAAGCAGCAUUGCAAAUGAGGUGGCAGGACCCUUUUCUCAUGUAAUUGAAGGAUAA